AUGCAGGAACCUGGCAAGUCUAUCAGCACGAAAGAACUUAUCGCGGCUUUCAAAGAUGUUUCGGGAGGGGGUAGCUUGAUUCUCACGGAGGAGGCCGGCAACUUAGCCAGACGGUUGGGUUUUGCUCCGUCGCUUAAGGAAUGCCUGGAGCUGAAAGUCGUAGCUGGGCAGUAUUGUGAUAUGUCAACGUUCGCUACCUUCUGCAAAGAAGUGGCACAUCGCGAUGACACCCCAGAGCUCCUAGCUGAGCUAUUUGGCUGCUAUGAUCCUAGUGGCUCAGGAAAGGUGUCAAUGAGAAUUGCAAAGAACAUUUUGCAGAACUGUGGGGAGACGCUUUCUGGCGACGAACUGAACGCCGUUUUAGGAGAUCUGGGGUUUUCUGGCGAUGAAAUUGACUACAAAGCUUUCUGCGCAAAGUCAGGCAUGGUCUCAAUAGUGUUUCAUGUUGAUGCUCCUGUAGCUCACCCCAGAAAUCAGCACUGGCCAGAUACUAGUAAAUUACAUAGGCGAUGA
This is a messenger RNA of Cyclospora cayetanensis, 513 nucleotides long. Its product is annotated as myosin regulatory light chain, smooth muscle. NCBI's taxonomy places the organism in Eukaryota, Apicomplexa, Conoidasida, Eucoccidiorida, Eimeriidae. The transcript is spliced from 4 exons. The record is from RefSeq and is a predicted model, not a curated record. Bases 1 to 513 code for a protein of 170 amino acids.